Messenger RNA from Olea europaea var. sylvestris, 3117 nucleotides. Its product is annotated as myosin-binding protein 7-like. The record is from RefSeq and is a predicted model, not a curated record. Bases 631 to 2169 code for a protein of 512 amino acids. NCBI's taxonomy places the organism in Eukaryota, Viridiplantae, Streptophyta, Magnoliopsida, Lamiales, Oleaceae. The transcript has 3 exons.
CCAUUUUCUUCUCUAAAAAUAGUCAUCAAUUUCACGAUACAGGAAGCAUUUCGAAUCCGAAGAAAAAUCUAGGGUUUCAAACUCGAUUUCUUCUCCAGCUGUCCCUCCACGUUAUAUAUUAUUAUUCCCUCGCUUCUUCCUCAAUCUUCAAUUUUUCAGGGAAAUUCACCCUUCAGAAAUAAACCUUGUCCAGUUUUCCCAAGAAUAUAUCAUUCCCAGAAUCCCAACAGUGAAGAUUCUGGGAAUAUUCACCUUGAUUUUUCAGCUACAUGUUCAGCCUCCACCGAGCUCGAGGUGAUUAUCACGCGUUGUGUUUUGAAUAUGGUAAUGUAGAUAUUGUGAAAUUUUAGAGUUCUUGGAGUUGAGGGAUUUUUUUCUUCUUAAUUUUCUUUGUAGGAAAUAUUUUGGCUACGAGAUGUUGGUGAAAGCGUCGAUAAUGUGUGGGAUUGAGGAAAAAAGGGAAGUUUUUACAAAUAAUCUCGAGGGAAUUUAUUAAUAUUCCCAGAGGGAGGUCUGGAAGCGUUUGAUUUUGUAAAUACUCGUUGAAAUUAGUUUUGAGCAUCAAACUAGAUUCUUCGAGUGUUGAAUUUGAAUUGGAGUGUUUGAGACUUAGUGAACGAGUGUUAAUCGAUGGAUUCUGAGGAUAUGCCCCCAUCAAUUAGUGUGGUUGAAUGUUGCAACUGCGGGUGUAGCUGUUCGACGAUGAAUGGGUCAUUUUCUGGUACGUGUCUCCGGUCUGUGAAACGGAAGUUCAAUGAACUUAAUGAAGAGAACCAGUUCACAGUCCCAGGGCUCAUUUUACCACAAAAUGCUCGUGUGGAAAUAGGAAAUGAGUGUAUGGCAUUGCGUGAAACAGUCGGCAGCCAACAGCAGACGAUUCAAGACCUCAUAGAUGAGUUGAAGGAGGAGAGGGAUGCGGCCUCCUCAGCUGCCAAUGAGGCCAUGUCGAUGAUUCUGAGAUUGCAGAGGGAGAAGGCAGAGAUACAGAUGGAGGCUAAGCAGUUUAAGAGGUUUGUAGAGGAGAAAAUGGCACACGAUCAGCAGGAAAUGUUGGCGUUGGAGGAUUUAUUGUAUAAGAGGGAGCAAUCAACUCUAUCGCUUAGAUGUGAGGUGCAGGCCUAUAAGCAUAGGAUAAUGAGUUAUAACCUGACUGAGGUUGAGGCUGAUGGAGAGAACAGUAUAAUCCGGUACAAUAGUAUAACUGAAAACCUUGAUGGGCAAUUUGAAUUGCCCCCUUGCGAGCUUUACCCUCCUCUGAGGUGCAAUUUUAGUGAGUCCCAGGUUUAUCCUGAUGGUGAUGAUGAAGAUGUUGACGUUGAGAAAUAUGCAGUUGGGGAAACACCUCGUUCUAAGGUUCAUUUGAAGGAUUUUGAAUAUCAAAUCAAUCAAUUAGAAGAAAGUCCUAGGAUCAUUCAUCCUGAAGCAGAACUUGGUGGUGUUAAAAAUAUGUUUGAAAAGGUGAUAGUUGGUCAGUCCCCAAGGCAGCCUAGGCAUUCUAGAAAAUUCUCAGAUGAUAGUUCAAAUUCCUUAUUUGCAACGGGUAAAGAUUUGGGUCCAGAAUCUCCAAAAUUUGGUGGAAGUUUUAAGAAUGAAUUUUUGCAGAUGGAGAACUCUAAUUUGAGGAAGGUGGACAAUGCAUCAGAAGUUGGAGAUGACAUGAGUGACAGAGUUUAUACAAUUGAUUCUGUUCACCAGGAGGCUCUUGGUCUGAAGGAGCCCAAGGCUUCUGUAGGAAUGGGGGAUGACUAUAUGACGACAACUCCUCCAAGGGAGUCACCUUUUUGUUCAGACAUUAAAGAUCCAGAGAUCCAGAAGCUGUAUGCUAGGCUUCAGGCUCUUGAAGCCGAUAGAGAAUCAAUGAGACAGGCAAUUGUUUCUAUUGGGACUGAUAAGGCACAAUUUGUGUUGUUGAAGGAGAUAGCUCAAAACUUGUGUAAAGAAAUGACACCGGAGAGAAGGAUGCCUGUGAAGAAGCCAUCAGUAGUUGGAAAUUUUUCCUUUAUGGCAAUAUUCAAGUGGAUCAUAACCUUGGUUUUCUGGAGAAGAAAAGCGCGCAGAUGCAGAUACAUGUUCGGGUUAUCGAGCAACAACAACGCAGGCUUGUUAAUGCUCUUAGACAAGGGACCUCAUGUGGGGCAGUGGAGAUAUCUUUCAAGUACACGAGUAUAAAACAGAUACCUAGUGCCUCUUUUCCGCUGGUGAAGAUUAUGGCCAUCUAUUUGAACAGAGGAAAUGUUUGGCACAGUCGUAGACAGGACUCGAUAGUACAAUGAACAAGAUCUUUAGCCCUUUCUCUUUAAAUAUUAUCGAGUGCUAUCCAUUCCACCUUAUCAAACACACCGUGAGAGGAUUCUAGUACCACUUUCCAUCAUCGGGGUAUGCAUAUCUUUUGGAUUCCUUCUUGGUGCGGAAUUGAAUUAUUUGCAGUGUGCUUUUACUUCCAUUUGUUGGUGUAGGAUGCCUUCUACUGGUUGAUCAGCAAAUAUUGUAUUCUUCUGCGUAUUCUCUUUUUUUUUCUUUUUUUUUUUUUUAACGAGAUGUCUCAGCUUACGCCAGACUAUAUCCUCGUCCCUGAACUUCCAGCCCCUCAGUAGCUCAGGGAGGUAAAUCGCGGGAUGUGCCCAAGUUGACCAGGGUUCGAACAGCCUUUAUACUCCUGGCUCCAAGGGAGCCUCCUCCAUGGUUAUUACAUCACCAAGCUGUUCCAACCCUUCCUCUGAUUAUUACAACACUCAGCUGCUCCAACCAGGAAUCGAACUCCCCACGUCGGGGUUGCGAGCCCCGCACUGUCCUUCCUUUGCCAACUUGGAUGUGCCCCGGGGGGCUUCUUCUGCGUAUUCUCAUUUGGCUUAGAGAGUGUUAUUGCCUUGCUGGUAAGUUCCCUUUCGUAUAUUACACAUUUAUGUAUGAUUUCUCAAUCAAAAUUCCGAUGUCUAUUCUUUUCUAACCGAAUCAUUUGGAAUGAUUUAUUGUACGCGACACAGACAGAUCGUUGGUCAUUACCUUUACUUAUCCUUUGCAAUGCUUCGUCCUUUUGACUUUCUCAAAAGAUUAUUUCUUGAGAUAUUUUUGUGAAGACAAUUGUGAUUGGUGAAAUUGUGAAGAGAUUUGUUUGAA